AUGGAGUCACUGGCUGAUGGGGUUGAUUCUCUAUCGAAGACUUGUCAUUCUGCACCAGAUGUAGGCAACAACCCUCCUUCCACAACUGGUACUCCUCGUCCUUCGCAGCCUCCAUCUCCAAAACAAUCUAGAAGUGAAGGGUUUUUGUCCCCAUCCUGUGUGACUGCUCAUACUUAUGGCUUGAAAACAGUUGGCUAUCCAAAUGGUUCUGUAAUUAAUCAAAAGAAUCCCAACAAGACAGCUAACCGUACCAUGCAGCAGGAAGAGUUUCUCAGUAUGGGAAAACAUUACAACGGUUCAAACGGAGGAAAACCUGAACAUGGAGGCCCAAAUGAUGUUCUUCACAAACCACCCAAAACUUCUUAUCUGAACAAGGUUUCUGUACUAGAAGCAAAAUCAAGCAUGAAGAAUCCUGUUGAUGGUAGUGAUUCGAGUAGAUUUCUGGAAUCUAGAAAUCAUGUUUUAGGUCCCUGUAAAGGAGUUUCUGGGCAGAAAACUAGCCACUUAAUUUCUCACCCAGCAGCAACCUUUUGUGCAAGCCCUCAGAACAGUUUGUAUUCUGCCUCUCUAUAUUGUGAAGCCAAACAGAGUUUCACCAACACAGAAGUCAGCGAAUGUACAAGCAGCAUUGAGAAGUCUGGUGAAAGUGGUGAAGUUAGUAAUUCCUGUGAGCUUAUUGAGAGCAGCAAGAACAGCAUCUAUAGAGGCAGUACUGGCAGUGAUGUUAGUGACGAGAGCAGCACCAGUAGUUUGAGUAAUUCCAUGUACAAGCCCCACAAGGCAAAUGAUACAAGAUGGGAAGCAAUGCAAGCUGUCCGAUCUCAUGAUGGGAUGCUGGGUAUUAAUCAUUUCAAGUUGUUGAGAAGACUGGGAUGUGGAGAUAUAGGCAGUGUUUAUUUAUCUGAACUGGCCGGCACUAAAACUUAUUUUGCCAUGAAGGUUAUGGAUAAAGCAGCACUGGCAAGUAGGAAAAAGCUUCUUAGGGCUCAGACAGAAAGAGAGAUACUGCAAUCUCUGGAUCAUCCUUUUCUGCCCACAUUGUAUACACACUUUGAGACAGAUAAGUUCUCUUGCUUGGUGAUGGAGUUUUGCCCUGGGGGUGAUCUGCAUGCACUCAGGCAAAAACAACCUGGGAAGCAUUUUCCAGAGCAUGCUGCCAGAGACCUCAAACCAGAGAAUGUUUUGGUGAGGGAAGAUGGACAUAUAAUGCUUUCAGAUUUUGACCUUUCUUUAAGAUGUGCUGUUUCGCCCACCCUUGUAAGAUUUUCAAACUCAAGCUUGGAGACAAAGAAAUCUGCAUACUGCGUUCAGCCUGCUUGCAUUGAACCAGCUUGUGUAAUGCAACCAGAUUGCAUUACACCGACAUGUUUUGCUCCUCGCUUUUUAUCAGGCAAGCCCAAGAAGGAUAAAAAGAGCAAAGUGAAGAAUGAUAUACACAAUCAAGUGAGCCCUCUCCCUGAGCUGAUUGCAGAACCCACGAGUGCUAGAUCAAUGUCCUUUGUGGGAACACACGAGUACUUGGCACCAGAAAUUAUUAAAGGUGAAGGCCAUGGCAGUGCUGUGGAUUGGUGGACAUUCGGGAUCUUUCUCUAUGAACUUUUGUUUGGAAAAACUCCAUUCAAGGGGGCAGGGAACCGGGCUACUUUGUUUAAUGUGGUUGGGCAGCCUUUAAGAUUUCCAGAGUCACCUUCUGUCAGCUUUGCAGCAAGGGACCUGAUCAGAGGUUUACUUGUGAAAGAGCCACAGCAUCGUCUUGCGUAUAGGCGAGGGGCUACAGAAGUUAAACAGCAUCCAUUUUUUCAAAGUGUGAAUUGGGCACUAAUUCGCUGUACAACUCCACCCCAGGUGCCAAAGCACUACAUAUUGGAAAGUCCUGAUGCGCCAAAGCCACCAAUAAACGGGAAGGUGCCGGGUGUUGACUUGAAGCCUUCUGGUAAUUAUUUAGAGAUUGAUUUCUUUUGA
Prunus armeniaca (apricot) is the source of this 1962-nucleotide messenger RNA. The record is from the annotation of a GenBank genome assembly. Lineage: Eukaryota; Viridiplantae; Streptophyta; Magnoliopsida; Rosales; Rosaceae.